CCUUUCAAAAUAGUAUGAUUUAUGUCAGAUCAAAAACAGUUUGUGUAUUGUAAAAACAGAGAUUUUAAGAGAAAUUUGUAAAAAUGAAGCGAGUUAAAAGGCAUAAAGUGAAAACGGAGGCGCCGGAAACUUCCACUUCUCACAAUAGAGACCAAGAAAACCAUGAUUUGGCGUAUUAUAUCCACGAUCGAGUGGAACUCAUGCACCAAGUGUUUUCGGUGAUUAAGUAUAAAGAAUUAAAGGCUAUGGUGCCCGCCAGCAUCAGAAACAUAUCUAUAGACGACCUACAGGAACUGUGCACUGAAGAGUUACUCGGAAUAAGUUCAAAGCGACUCUGCGCUAUACUAGACGGGGCUGAGCCCCCGUCCGACACAGAGUCAUCCAGCCCCUCCCCGCCUCCUGAACAGAUGGAGACGAUAUCCCUGGACAGCAUAUCUUCUGACGAUGAGAUCUUGAGCCAGUCUAGUAGUAAGAAGAAGAAGCACAAACAUCGCCACCACUCAAAGUCGAAGUCAAAACGCAAGAAGUCUAAGGAAGAAGACCAGGGUUCAGCAGACAAGAGCAAAGCAUCCCGCGCCGGCCUGACAGUGCUGGAGUUGUUGGAACUGCAAGCCAGAGCCAGGGCUAUCAGGGCGCAGCUGCAGCAGGAGCAGAGAAACAAACCGCCAUCAGAACCGACGCAAGAGCCCCCUCACUCGUCAGACAACGAGGUGGAGAUUAAGGAGGAACCAGCUGAGGUGGUGGAGAUCAGCAGUGACGACGAGAAGCCCAAGAUUGAGGACUUGCAGAAGAAAAUAAACCAAGAGAAAGAGCCCGACCCGCCUCAAUCGCAAGCAACCGUCACAAAACAAGUAAACGAUUUAAUAAUAACAGUACCAAAAUCUACCAAACAGAAAAUAAAAUUAAAUAGAAAUAAAUCCAUUUCUUCUUCUGACAACACUACCAGUGUUGCCAGCAAUAGCGUAGCUUCAAACGAAAAAUCUGUAACUGAAAAUGUUGCUACACCAAAAAAAUCUGAACCAACACCCAAAAGUAACACUGAAGGUAAUAAAAAUGUUAACAAAAAAGAUAAAGCCAAGAAAAAGAAAAAAGAUAAAAAGAAAGAUAGGAAAGAUGACAUUGAUAAUGAUGAGAUCACUCUACAGUUGUCUGAUACUGAAAAGAUGGAUCUUUUAGAAGAUUUAGAUAGAAAAAACUAUGACAGUGUCAGUUCUUGUUCUGACUCUAGUUCUGAUUCUAGCGAUUCUGAAGAUGAUAAGAAAGAUAAAGGUAAAGAUAAAGAUAGCAGUAUGAAAGAAGCAAAUCAAACACCAGAAACUAGCAAAGAUAAUGAAGAAAACACGGAUAAAGUUACUGUGGUAUCUGAAAAGAUUGAAAAAGAUAAUACUGAAAAAGAUUUAGAAGCCAAAGAUGAUGAGAGUCCAAAUAAAGAUACAAUUGAGGUUGAAAAAGAAGAAGAAUCUAAUCAGAAAAUUGACCAAAAAGAUUGUAGUAAGAACACUCAAUUAGAAUCUUCUGAAAAUGAUAAUAAUACUGAAAAAGGAGACAAAAUGGAUACACGCAUUGAAGAAAUUAAUUCUAGCACUGAAAUUAUUGAAACAAAUCCAGAAACUGAAUUAAAUAUUGCUAAAGAUAAAGAUAUAAGUGAAAAAGAUCAACCUGCCACUUUAAAAGGCACUGUCGAAGACACAGAUGUAAUAAAAGAUAUAAAUACUAUAAUAGAUGAAGAAAACACCUCACAAACAAAAGAUACAGACAACAAUAUGUCAGAAGGAGAAUUGUCAGACCGAGAGAGUUCAGAAGUUGAAGCAGUAGACUUAAAACCUGAAGUAGUCUGCAUUUCAGACGAGGAAGGAAGCAAGAAAUCCAAAAAGAAAAAGAAGAAAAAAGAUAAGAAAGCAAAAAAAGAUAAGAAAACUAAAAAGAAGGAUUUUCGUGAAAGCGCCGAUCAGAACUUUUUCAAAAAUAAUGAUGGUAACACUUCUGAAAAUGAAAUUGAAAAUCCGCGUUCUAUAGAAGUCAUAGACAAUACUACAGCAGACACGGGUAUAGACAAGAAUGUACCUACAACUGAAAACCCAGACAAAGUAGAUUUAACUUCAGAAAACACAGAAAAAGAAAAUAAAGCCCUUUCAGACGACGACAUAGAAGCAGUUUACGAAAUAAUGGAACUCUCAGACGACUCAUCUUGCUGUGAAGUGGAACUCAAAAUAUUAUCUAAAGAACCUACUACUUCGGAAAUUGAGGCUUUAUCCGCCAAAAUUGACGAAAUAGAACGGGAAGAAAUAAUAACAGAAAAAGAAAUAAUUGAAUAUGAAAAACAAAAAGAGCAAAAUGAUUUGGAUUCAAUUACAAAUAUAUCCUGGAAAGAUCGAUACUUAGACAGUACAAAAGUCAAAAAAGUUCUAAACACAGCUAACAUUUUAAAUGCUAUUAGAAAAAAGAAUAUAGAAUUAAAAAAGAAACUAGCAGAAUCUAAAAAUGAUGAGAAAGAAGCUGAAAGAGAAAUAGAAAUUGAGAAAGAGAAAAUAGACAAUAUAGUUUUAGAAGAAGGGACUAUUGAACAGUACAAUACUUUGGAAACUUCUAAUAAAUAUGUAGAUCCGGUGAAAGAAGUAUCGAAAGACUUGAAAAAAGAUGCAAAAUUGCUACUGAAAAUGUAUAAAAAGCUACUAAAAUAUAACGAUAUGAAUAAACCCGAGAAUCCUAAUAAACAGAAAAAGAAAAAACGGAAAAAGGUAAAGAAAGAUAGUAAGAAUAAAGAUGCAAAAGAUACGGUAGUGAGUGAAGUAGAAAGUACUUCUAAAGUUAAUAUUUUAAGUAAAGAUGAUAAUAUACAAGUUGCAGAGGAAGUGACUAAUUUAAACUAGGUAUGAGAA
Messenger RNA from Helicoverpa armigera (cotton bollworm), 2879 nucleotides. Its product is annotated as protein starmaker. The record is from RefSeq and is a predicted model, not a curated record. Bases 84 to 2870 code for a protein of 928 amino acids. Lineage: Eukaryota; Metazoa; Arthropoda; Insecta; Lepidoptera; Noctuidae. The transcript has 5 exons.